Messenger RNA from Dermacentor silvarum, 691 nucleotides. RefSeq lists its product as uncharacterized. The record is from RefSeq and is a predicted model, not a curated record. The coding region runs from base 71 to 493 and encodes 140 amino acids. The transcript has 2 exons. Lineage: Eukaryota; Metazoa; Arthropoda; Arachnida; Ixodida; Ixodidae.
CUGACGUGUCAUGCUCUUCACCCGCUAAGCACCGACUCCAAUUGCUGCGACAGAGUUUGGAGGAGCCGCCAUGUCCGUUGAGAGCUCUAUCGACGUCCCGAGCAGCAGGAUUCACCAGGUGCAGGGCCAAAUCGUGAAGAGGACAGCGCUGAAAACUCUUGUUCAGCAGCUACAUUCCAGCGGGGUGGCAAGCCUAACCAGGUGCAUCCUCACUCCCGCCAGAGUGAGGCUGCAAGUUUUGGUCGCGGAAACCGAGCCUCGACUCGGACUCUCUGGUGCUCUUGGGAGACCGGUGCCGGGAGUGAAGACGACGAAGCUCACAGGCGCGUUCCGGUUUAGGAUGUCGGCGGCGCCUGGAUACAACGCAAGACGACGCCGCAGCUCCGCAAGUGGCACAACUACCGAGUACGAGCUUGUCGUGCAGAUGAGGUGUGGAAGAAAUGAGGUGGGCGCAGUCUCGGUGCAAGCACGUCGCAGGGCUUCACUACCCUGAAGACCGGAUGCCCACGUGGAAGCCUGGAUGAGGGUGUGCUUUUUAAGCAUUCGACCACCUUCGACCGAACGCCGAGUUAAAGCCGACUGCCGAGGUGGAGUUUCGGCUGGGAUACGAAUCACAUUCGGCCGAAAGCGCCUUUAUACGAAUGCGCUAUUAUUGGAAACAUGUUUUUAUUGUAAUUUCUAAGUGACGUAA